CCACUUAGUCUCCACCCAUCUGAUGAUCCGCCAUGAAGCUACUGCUGUUGUGGGCAAUUGUGGCCGUCUGUUGGCUUCCCAUUGAGGCUGCCAAGAGAAGGACGAAGAACAGUUCCUGUCUGGUGAGAAACAAGUAUCCCCACGAAAGCUCUUGUACUGCACCGCGUCGCGAAUAUUUUGCCUUCCAUCGGGUUUUAUUCGACUGCAUAAAGGUGACCACAAACUGCCGAAAGCUCUACAGGAGGAACGAGUUCCAUACUCUGGAAUCGUGCAGAGAUGCCUGCCACUACCACAUGGCAUUGCCCAAUCCGCCGCCACCCGGAAACGCGACGACUCCUGCACCUGGAGGUGCCUCAGGAGCGCCAGAAGGAGGUGAUGCUGCGCCACCUGCGGCACCAGCAGCCGUGAUUUCUAAAUAAGCUUUCAUUAAAAGCCGUAACAAUUUGAA
Molecule: messenger RNA, 448 nt
Organism: Drosophila teissieri
Lineage: Eukaryota; Metazoa; Arthropoda; Insecta; Diptera; Drosophilidae
Exons: 3
Coding region: 33-419 (128 amino acids)
Source: RefSeq, a predicted model, not a curated record